AGUACUGGGAGAGCCAGUUGCUCAAAUUGAAAAGCAUCCCGAACAAGAGAAUUCAAGAUGUUCUAAAAAUAAGUUAUGAUGGGUUAGAUAGAAAUGAGCAGAGCUUCUUUCUGGAUAUUGCAUGUUUCUUUGCGGGAGGAACCAUAUUUAUAAUUGAAAAAAUAAUAGAAAGUUUUGGUUUCUUUGCGAGAUGUGGAAUAAGGAGUCUCAUUGAUAAAUCUCUCAUAACCAUUUGUUAUGGCCAAGUAGAAAUGCAUUACUUACUAAAACAAAUGGGAAAGGAGAUUGUGAAUGAGGAAUGCAAACAGCCUGGAGGACAGGAGAUUGUGAAUGAGGAAUGCAAACAGCCUGGAGGACGUAGUAGGUUGUGGAAUCCUGAGGACAUUUCUCAUGUAUUCAAAACAAAUACAGGAACUGAUAAAAUUGAGUGCAUUUUGCUUGAGAUAUUGAAUGGUGGAGCUAUUAGGAUAAAUUCCAAAAGUUUCAUGAAGAUGCCUAAUCUUAGAUAUCUCAGAAUCUUUUAUUCCAAAUGUAUUUUGGCUGAUGGCCUUGAUUUUCUUCCAGAAGAGCUAAGAUAUUUACGUUGGAACGGUUACCCUUUGAAAUCGUUGCCGUUGAACUUUUGCCCAAAUAACCUUGUACAACUUCACUUGCCUGGCAGCCAACUCAAACAACUGUGGGAUGGAGAUAAGAUAUUUGUAUUUGGUGUAAAUGAACUUAUAACAUAAUAAGAUGUAGUUUGAUAAUAACUUAUACUUA
This is a messenger RNA of Jatropha curcas, 759 nucleotides long. The record is from RefSeq and is a predicted model, not a curated record. Lineage: Eukaryota; Viridiplantae; Streptophyta; Magnoliopsida; Malpighiales; Euphorbiaceae.